This is a messenger RNA of Chara braunii, 1916 nucleotides long. The record is from the annotation of a GenBank genome assembly. NCBI's taxonomy places the organism in Eukaryota, Viridiplantae, Streptophyta, Charophyceae, Charales, Characeae.
GCGGUGGUGGUUUGAAGUGACUCAGCUCCUGUGGCUGAGGGUGCUGGUUGGAGGCCGGGUGUGCGCGGCGGGGCCCGAAGCCCUAAAGCACGGAUGAGUGAUGUAUUGUCCUUCCUUUACUGCGGUGUGAAGGCUGCGAUAAAGAAUCGCUCUCUCUUCUUUUUUUUUUUUAAUGUUUACACUAUGAACUGUGCGCUUUUCGAGAAACAGGGUGGAAUUGCCGAGGCAGCGGAUGUCAUGAAAAGGAAGAGGGAGGUGCACGAAAGAGUUAUAGCUGCCAGCCAUGAGAAAGCGAAAGAGCGGGAGCGUGCACGUUUGCAGAACUCGCGGGAGAGCGAUGAGAGCGAGGAUGAAUCGGAAGACGAUGAUGAUGAAAAGAAGAGGUCCAAGGCGAGGAAGAGCUUCAGAGAUGAAGAGAAUUACAUUGGCUUGUCUCACCAGAACCAGUUUGUGGAGCGCGAAUUGACGAUCAGCGGGAAAACAGGCGGCGAAAGUUUUGGCAAUCCAAGUAUGGAUGCAGCGGUUCUAGACAUUCUACCCGAUGAAGCGUCCGGUGUAGCCAAGAAGAGAGCUACAUACCAUUGGGAUAAGAGGAAGAAGAAGUAUACGAGGUUGCUACCCGGUGAGAAGAUGACUGCUGCUGGAAAGAUCAAGACAGAAAGUGGGGUGAAGGUAAAUAAAAGCCAAACAGGACUUUACCGAAAAUGGCAGCAGCGCACAAAGAUGAAGAUACCGGCAGUGGGUACGGAGAACGAGGAUGAGCGACCAUCAUCAGCAGGGGGGCGCAUGGUUGGUCAAGGCAGUAGAAGCGGGGAGGAAGGAAGAGGAUUUGGGAGAGGGAGAAUCGGCGGCGGCGGCGGCGGCAGCUUGAAAAGAAAGCGCGAAGACAGCGGGACGCAUUGGAAACCAAAAGAAGAACUCCGAAAUCCGGACCAAGUUCGUAAAGAGAAGCAAAAGAAGAUCAUAAAGCAACGGCUUGUUGGAAAAGGACGGGGCAGGCAUGAUGGAGGCAGCUGGGGCCGCGAAGAAGGGAGCGGAGGUGGUAGGCACGGUGGAGGCGGGCGAGGGCGCGGAGGUGGCCGGCACGAUGGGGGCGGCCGAGGGCGUGGAGGUGGCCGGCAUGGCGGAGGCGGCCGUGGGCGUGGAGGUGGCCGGCACGAUGGAGGCAGCCGAGGGCGGGGAGGAGGAGGAGGACGCGGAGGUGGCUUCAAGGGCAAAGUUGGUGGUGGGAGAGGGGGAGGGGGUAUGCCCAAAUCUGGGAAGCCGAUGAAAAGCUUCGGGCGCGGGGGGAAAUUUGGAUCGAAGGGUGGAAAGAGGAAGUGACGGUAAUGGAAAAAGGGUGUAGUAGUGAACGAGAUAUCUAGAAAUUAGGAAAAGUCACUGGUAUUGUUAUGGUAUAUGUGUGCAGAGGAUUUUUUUUUAUUUUAUUUUUUUAGCCUUUUGUUCAGCAGAGGUUUGUUUUGUGCUUUCCGGCAGAGGAUUCGUUCUUUAUCAAUCGGAAAGGUUGACGGCAAUAGGUUUGAUCUUGUAUUCCUGUGAUGAUUUUUUUUUUCUUUCUUCCUUUGAAUCCCAACAUGGUUCCAUUUGUUUUAAUCCCCCAACAUGGUUCCAUUUGUUUCAUUGUAACCCAAUAGGCUGUCAGUCGGAUGGCGUCUCUUAUCUUCUUCUCAAGCACGGUCCCCAAUGGGUGUUAAACACUGUAUAACUUAAACCACCACUCCAUCCGGACCUUUUUUUUUUUUUUUUUCCUGUUUUGACAACCUAAAUGUUGCAUUUCCCCGAGCCAAAAAUCCACAGUGCCUCUGUGAGGAAAAAUAGUUCUGGUACCCUUUGGCACCGAACCUCUACAGGGUCUGGGAACUGUAGAUUUUGGCCCGGUACUUGUAGGCCAGAAACAAUGAACAGUGCAGGGGCCA